Molecule: messenger RNA, 962 nt
Organism: Ostrinia furnacalis (Asian corn borer)
Lineage: Eukaryota; Metazoa; Arthropoda; Insecta; Lepidoptera; Crambidae
Product: proton-coupled amino acid transporter-like protein CG1139
Exons: 6
Biological process (GO): amino acid transmembrane transport
Cellular component (GO): vacuolar membrane
Molecular function (GO): L-amino acid transmembrane transporter activity
Source: RefSeq, a predicted model, not a curated record
UCCGGUCAGUCGCGUGGUCACUGCACAUCGUAAUGAAAAUCUAGUUUUACGAUUGCGUUCAGAAGAUAACAGACGUUCCUUGCUUCAAUUCGUCGGUCCCGUGCAAAUUGACGCCACAGAAAUAAUGGUCGCUGCAUCCGGACAACAUUGUGCCUUUGUGACAACAUAAUAAAGUGGAGUUUACAGUGUGUGGAAACUAUGAAGCCGGAAAACAAAAUGAGGGCCCUCAACAUGGAGGACAGCCAGCCCCCGUCGCAGGCGCAGUCCACAAUCACUCUGGUCAAUAUCCACAACAUCAAACCCGAAAAGGAUUACGAGUACAACCCGUUUGAGCACAGAAAACUGGCACAUCCCACAUCAACAUCAGGUGCGUUCUUCCAUCUUCUCAAAUCCUCGCUCGGCUCAGGCUUACUGGCCAUGCCUUACGCCUUCAAGAACACGGGUUUGAUUCCCGGAGCGAUCGGCACUAUAAUUGUGGCUGUGAUCGCGACGCAUUGCGUUCAUAUACUGGUGAGCACUUCAAGAGACGUCUGCAGGGUGUGCCGAUCACCUUUCCUGAGCUACACCGACACAUGUGAGAAGGUUUUCAAGUAUGGACCAGUGAGGCUACGGCGGUACUCCACGCAUGUAAUGCAUUUUGCGGACUUCGCCAUGGCGGGAGUAUGUUUGGGAGGCACAAGUGUCUACGUAUUGUUCAUCGCUUCCUCGUUGCAAAAUAUCUUCGAUCACUUCUUCCCCGAGCACAAGUUCUCCAUCAUCGCUUACUGCGGGAUGCUGCUCAUCCCACUCAUCCUCAUCACUCAGAUCCGAUACCUCAAGUUCCUCGUGCCAUUCUCGAUGGUCGCCAACCUCUGCCUUCUGGUCACCUUCGGGAUCACCUGCUAUUACACCUUCACUGGCAUCCCUGAGAAGUCAAACGCUGAGCUGGCUACAAACAUCACUAAAUGGCCUUUGUUUAUAAG